Molecule: messenger RNA, 954 nt
Organism: Trichomonas vaginalis G3
Lineage: Eukaryota; Parabasalia; Trichomonadida; Trichomonadidae
Product: DNA/RNA polymerases family
Exons: 1
Biological process (GO): DNA replication
Molecular function (GO): nucleotide binding; DNA-directed DNA polymerase activity; DNA binding
Source: RefSeq, a predicted model, not a curated record
AUGUAUAAUUACAUGAAAUCAAACAAUCUACCAGUUGACCAGAAACAGAGAAAAUUAACUCAGUUAGCAUCAACACACAACCAAUAUCAACCAUUUUCUUCUUAUUAUCUUUGGUAUCUAAUCGACAGAUUUCAUUUUAUCAUUGAUGACAUUCAAUCAAUUUUAACAUUUACUAAAAACACUUGUUUUAAUGAAUUUGUGAAUGAAUUUAUGAACGAAAGACAAAAGGCUGAAUUAGAAGGAAAUAAAGGAAAAAGUUUAUUUUGCAAGAUUUCGCUUAAUGGAUCAUAUGGUUACGAUGCAAUGAAUACACAAAAUUACACAAAGACUAAAAUAAUGAAUGCACAGAAGGCACGCGUUGCAUGUAUGUCAAAUAAGUUUAAAAACAUAAGAGAAAUAGGAGAGGAUACGUAUCAAGUGAUGCUCAAAGAUAGAUUUUAUAGAUGUGAUACAUGUUUACAAGAGGCAUUCUUCACUUUAGAUAAUGCUAAAUACUGGUAUUUGGUUUUCAUUUAUGAUUUUAUGUAUAAAUGCAUGGAUGUUAAUCGUUUUCAUUUCAUUGAAGGUGAUACUGAUUCAUCUUAUUGGGCAAUCGCUGGCGAUCCAAAUCUUCCUAACACUCAAGCAUUUCAAGCAAUUGUUACUGAUAAACAAUUUUAUGAUAAAAACAUUUUCAAAUUCGCACCAUCUGAUUUCUUCUGUUUUGAUGAGAAAUUUAAACCUAAAUUAAAGAAUAAAGCUGAAGAAAAAGCACAUGAGAAGAAGUUAUUGGGUUUAGCAAUUGAGAAACAAGGUGAUAACAUGGUUGCUUUAUGCCCCAAGUGUUAUACAUCAUUCAACGGUUCAAUUGAUGGAGGUGAUUUUAAAAAGAUUGCACAAAAAAUGAAAGGUGUUAGUUUACGACAAAAUAAACAAUUAACACCUAAAAAUUAUUUGGAUAUAAUAAAUGAUAAA